This is a messenger RNA of Humulus lupulus (European hop), 2495 nucleotides long. RefSeq lists its product as uncharacterized. Gene Ontology annotation, molecular function: protein dimerization activity. The transcript is spliced from 2 exons. The record is from RefSeq and is a predicted model, not a curated record. Bases 1638 to 1958 code for a protein of 106 amino acids. NCBI's taxonomy places the organism in Eukaryota, Viridiplantae, Streptophyta, Magnoliopsida, Rosales, Cannabaceae.
GUCCAUGGAGGAUAGAUGACAAAAAAUAGAAGAUUUUAAGUUUUGAACAGGUUAAGGGAGGAAAGGAGGGGGAAACAAGCUUAGUAGCAUUGUCUUAUAACAAAGAAUCUUGUAGGAUAGCCCUUACACAAUAUAUUGUGUUAGAUGAGUUACCAUUUAGACAUGUUCAGGGCGAGGGCUUCGAAAAAUUUAUGAAAACUCUUCAACCUAGGUUUGUGAUCCCUUCUCGGAUGACUGUUGCUAGGGAUGUUUUGAAGUUAUAUGAAGAAGAGAAGGUGACAUUGAAAAAUGUUUUGAGCAAUGAGAGGCUAUCUAUUACUACAGACACAUGGACUUCCAUCCAAAACAUGAAUUACAUGGUCAUCACAGCUCAUUGGAUUGAUAAUAAUUGAGCAUACCAAAAAAGAAUUAUUACAUUUUUCCAAGUGAUAGAUCAUAAAGGGGAAACUAUUGGCAAAGAGAUCGAGUGAUGUCUGAAUGAUUGGGGUAUAUCUAAGUUGUUUACCAUUACGGUAGACAAUGCUUCCUCUAAUGAUGUUGCCAUUAUGUACUUGAAAAGGAAGUUCAGAGAGAGAGAAAUGACUUAUUUUGGAAGGAAAGUUCUUACAUAUGAGUUGUUGUGCUCAUUUAGUAAACUUAAUUGUCAGUGAAGGAUUGAAGGAAAAACAUGAGUCCAUUGCUACAAUUAGAAAUGUUGUGAGAUAUGUUAGGUCCUCCCCUUCUAGGCUUAUAAUGUUUAAUGAAUUUGUGAAAGAGGAAGGGGUCGAAUUCAAGAGACUUCUCUAUUUAGAUGUCCAAACAAGGUGGAAAUCGACAUUCCUCAUGCUUAAUUGUGCACUCAAAUUUCAAAAGGCAUUUGAAAGAAUGGAAGGUGAUGGAAAUUAUUCAAAAUAUUUUAAUGAGGCUGACAAAGAUGGGAAGCCAAAGGAGGGACCACCAUCUGAAAAACAUUGGCAGGAUGCGUUAGUUUUUGUGAGAUUUCUUGAGACAUUUUAUGAUGUAACAUUGAAGUUUAGUGGGUCCACAUAAAUCACCGCCAAUAAGUACUUCAUUGAAAUAUAUAACAUGCAACAAGAGUUGAAUGACUUAACACUUGAUGAUGAGGAGGAUGAGGAGGAUGAGUGGUUGUGUUGCAUGGCAAAGAAUAUGAAGCAGAAAUAUGACAAGUAUUGGGGAAAGCUUGAUGAAUGUAAUGAGGCACUUCUGAUUGCCUUGGUUCUUGACUCCAGAUACAAGCUUGAUUAUCUCCAUCAUUGCUUUGGUGAUAUUCAUGAUGAUGUAACAUGCACUAUGAUGGUUAAAUGGGUGGAGCAAACAAUACGGGCAAUGUUUGAUCAAUAUCAUGAGUCAAUUGAUACACAUGUUGAUCAAUCAAUGACUCAGUCUCAAGCUAUUGUUUCUGGUUCGUCCUCAUAUGCCAUGUCUACUCAGCCUACCACCAGUAGUACCAGUAACAAGAGUAAGAGGUCACGUAACUUGCAUGAUGAGUAUGUGGCGCGAAAAAUGGAGAAGGAGGGUGGAAAGAAAAAAAUGAGGUCGAUAAGUCCUUGGAAGAGGCAGUUGAGCUACCAAGUCAGAAUUUUGAUGUUUUGGGUUGGUGGGCGAGUAGUGGAUGCAAAUACAAGAUCUUGUCGAUCAUGGCUCGUGAUCUGUUAGCUAUACCAGUUACCACAGUUGCUUUUGAGGCGGCAUUUUCAACUGGGGGUCGAAUUUUGGAUACUUUUAGGAGUUCACUGAGCCCAAGGAUGGUUGAAGCAUUAAUUUGUCUCAAGAAUGGGUGGAGCGAUUCACAUCAACCUAUCAUCGUUCGAGACUACAUGGAUGAAGCAGAAGUGCUUCAAACCUCUGAUGAUCUUGAGUCUGAGAUGAUGACCAAUGCUAGCGUUCCCUCUAUUCAUGCUCCAUCUUCAGUUUCAGCCUCAGCAGCCUCAUCGUCUGCACAACAAUCCGGGAAUUGAAGUUUGUUUGGGAAUUAUGGUUGUAUUUUUUGGACUUUAUGAACCAAAUUUUUUAGUGUUUACUAUUUAGUAUUUAGUAUUUACUAUUUGGACAUUUGUACCUAUUUUGGACUUUGGACUUUAUGACUUCUUUUAUUUUCCUAUGUUUGUAUUUUGAAUUUGAACUUUUGAUGGACAUUAGUUAGGGAAGAGACUUUAUGAAGUUUCUAACUUUCUAUAAAUUGUGUUGAAACUUGAAAUUAUGUUUGGCAUGAUGGAAAUGUGGUAUGAAAAUUAUAUUUGUUUUUAUACAUUAUGUUCAAAUUAAGUUUCUAAAACAACAUGACAAACGUAAAAAAAAUUACAAGACAAAAGUAAAAAAAAAAACUCAAAAAAUGACAUUUUUGAAAGAAAAAAACUAUCAAAGCCCAUUGAAGGCCCAAACCCGAAAAUAGACCAUUUGACACCCAAACCCGAGCCCACCCGAAACCCGAAAAUGCUUUAAAUUCGAAUUUGUUUCGAAUGGGUUCGGUACCAUAUUUUUACACCCGAACCCGA